Messenger RNA from Paramuricea clavata, 335 nucleotides. NCBI's taxonomy places the organism in Eukaryota, Metazoa, Cnidaria, Anthozoa, Malacalcyonacea, Plexauridae. The record is from the annotation of a GenBank genome assembly.
GCUACAUGGUUCAUCUUGGUAUGGUAAAUAAAUCUGACUUUCAAUCAUCUGACGAUACCAAAAUAAUGAAUUUUGGCAACAAAGUAACAGUCUUAACAGGCGACUUCUUCCUAGCCAAGGCAUCUGUUGGCCUGUCUGAGCUGGAAAACACGGAAGUUGUCGAUGUUAUGGCAAGCGUUAUUGGCGAUAUUGUCGAGGGUGAAACAAUGAAGGAUUGUAAGACUGUGAAUGACACAAGUUUGGCUGAAUGGGAGGAAGUGAUUUUUAAAUCUCAAGGGAGUCUUUUUGCUAAAAGUUGUUUGGCUGCUUUAAAGUUGUAUUCUUUGCCGCAACAU